Mangifera indica (mango) is the source of this 614-nucleotide messenger RNA. RefSeq names its product NADH dehydrogenase [ubiquinone] iron-sulfur protein 6, mitochondrial-like. The record is from RefSeq and is a predicted model, not a curated record. Bases 51 to 365 code for a protein of 104 amino acids. Lineage: Eukaryota; Viridiplantae; Streptophyta; Magnoliopsida; Sapindales; Anacardiaceae. The transcript has 3 exons. Gene Ontology annotation, biological process: mitochondrial electron transport, NADH to ubiquinone.
CUUUCGCAAUCGCAAAUAGCUUCCGUCUUCGGCAGUAUCAAACAAAGAGCAUGUCAAUGGCUUCGUCUCUGUUCAAAGCCCUAAUCGGAUCGUCUAAUCGUCCAUUAAAGGCUAGAAAUCUGAGUUCAGUCAGCGCUGUCAUCAGCAACCAUACCGCUAAAUGGAUGCAGGAUGUUAGCAAGAAAUCACCAAUGGAGUUGAUCAAUGAAGUUCCACCAAUUAAGGUGGAAGGCAGGAUUGUAGCAUGUGAAGGAGAUACCAACCCGGCACUUGGGCACCCAAUCGAGUUCAUAUGCCUUGACCUAAAGGAGCCGGCUGUUUGCAAAUAUUGUGGUCUACGCUAUGUUCAAGAUCACCAUCACUAGGACAUACACAAUUGCUAGUGUGAGCCAUUGUGAUGCCUACUGGAUACAUGUCCUAAUCUGAAUUUCUGAGACGGUAAUCGUCUGCUGUCAAAUGCUGGGGAAGAUAAAUGUUAACUGAGCAAUCAACCGUAUUUGUGAUUUUCACUUGUUUCAAGUAAUUGGCAAAAUAAGGACUUUAUGUGCUUGAUUACCGUCUGCAGCACACAGUUCUAUGAAUUUCUACUUAUUAAUCAACUUUUUCUACUCUAA